GUGUCGGCUCGACAAGUGUUUGGCCGCAGGAAUGCGAAAAGAGUUAAUUCGGAGUAAAGAGGAAAAUGAAAGACUAAAACAAGUUGUUAUAAACAAUAGACUAAAACAAUUCCAAUGCAAUAAAUCCGUGGUUUCUUUGGGUGAUUGUAACUCCUCGUUGAAUACAAACAACACAAUCAAUACGAGUGCCGAAGAGCUUAGGGAACAGAUCAGAGAUAUUGAAAACUAUGUGACAAACAAUAUAUUCACAGAAAGUAAUGAAGAGUCACCGGAAUUGCCAGUAAAUCCCGUAUUCCGGGAACUCAUCGAUUAUAAGGGUUUGAAUCAAUUAGAGUGCAAUCGGAUGCGGGAAUUGAUGAUCGCUUCCAAUGUAUUCAACUAUCGGUUAAAUAGUGAGAAAAUAGUUAAAGAAAUAUUAGGGUUGGAGAAAAUGAUUGCGAAUUAUUCACAUUUAAAUGAGAAAUUUGUGACCGAUUUAAUCAGUUUUGCACAACAUUUGAUGACAUUCAACACUAUCUGUCCCAAAGAUGGCUUGGCUUUAGUUAAAUACGGCGGCAAAGACUUGAUGUUAAUCCGGAUUUUGAAAUAUUAUCACCAGGAUCGUGCU
Messenger RNA from Medioppia subpectinata, 607 nucleotides. Lineage: Eukaryota; Metazoa; Arthropoda; Arachnida; Sarcoptiformes; Oppiidae. The record is from the annotation of a GenBank genome assembly.